This is a messenger RNA of Dipodomys spectabilis (banner-tailed kangaroo rat), 5285 nucleotides long. It is a transcript of the gene Plekha7, whose product is annotated as pleckstrin homology domain containing A7. Gene Ontology annotation, biological process: epithelial cell-cell adhesion; zonula adherens maintenance; pore complex assembly. The record is from RefSeq and is a predicted model, not a curated record. The transcript has 28 exons. Bases 37 to 3915 code for a protein of 1292 amino acids. Gene Ontology annotation, cellular component: zonula adherens; pore complex. Gene Ontology annotation, molecular function: protein binding. Lineage: Eukaryota; Metazoa; Chordata; Mammalia; Rodentia; Heteromyidae.
CCCGCGGCGGCCACGGCGGCUCCGCGCUCGGCGAACAUGGCGGCGGCGGCGGUCGGGCGGGACACUCUACCUGAGCACUGGUCCUACGGCGUGUGCCGGGACGGCCGGGUCUUCUUCAUCAAUGACCAGCUCCGCCGCACCACCUGGCUGCACCCGCGCACCGGCGAGCCCGUCAACUCCGGCCACAUGAUCCGCUCAGACCUGCCCCGCGGCUGGGAGGAGGGCUUCACGGAGGAGGGCGCCAGCUACUUCAUCGACCAUAACCAACAGACCACAGCAUUCAGGCAUCCUGUGACUGGGCAGUUUUCUCCAGAAAACAGUGAAUUUAUUCUUCAAGAAGAGCCAAACUCACAUAUGUCGAAGCAGGAGAGAAACCAAAGACCGUCCAGCAUGGUCAGUGAAACAUCCACAGCUGGGACCACAUCCACCCUGGAGGCCAAGCCUGGACCCAAGAUCAUCAAGUCCAGCAAUAAAGUCCACAGCUUUGGGAAGAGGGACCAGGCCAUUCGGAGGAACCUCAAUGUUCCAGUGGUGGUAAGGGGCUGGCUGCACAAGCAGGACAGUUCUGGAAUGAGGCUGUGGAAAAGAAGGUGGUUUGUGCUUGCUGAUUACUGCUUGUUUUACUAUAAAGACAGCCGAGAAGAAGCGGUCCUUGGGAGCAUCCCUCUGCCCAGCUACGUGAUCUCACCUGUGGCCCCUGAGGAUCGUAUCAGUCGCAAGUACUCCUUUAAGGCUGUGCACACAGGGAUGCGGGCACUUAUCUACAACAGCUCCACCAUGGGCUCCCAGGCUGAGCAGUCAGGCAUGAGGACCUACUACUUCAGUGCUGACACCCUGGAGGAUAUGAAUGCAUGGGUCAGGGCCAUGAACCAGGCUGCACAGGUGCUGUCUCGAUCAUCACUGAAGAGGGAGGCCGAGAAAGUGGAGCGGCAGGCAGUGCCCCAGGCCAACCAUACAGAGUCCUGUAGAGAAUGUGGUCGUGUAGGACCCGGACACUCCAGAGACUGUUCUCAUCGCAGCUAUGAUGACUCCUUCGGCUUUGAGAGGAGGGAGCAGGAAGAAGAGCGGUACCGUUCUCAGAGAGACCUGCUAGAAGGCAAACGGGACAGGAGCAAGGCCAGAUCCCCAUACUCGCCAACAGAGGAAGAUGCCUUGUUUGUGGAUUUACCUGGUGGCCCAAGAGGCCAGCAUGCUCAGCCCCAGAGGAUAGAGAAGAAUGGUGUACUGCCUCCUUCCUAUGGCCCAGGAGAGCAGAAUGGGACUGGCGGGUACCAGCGGGCCUUUCCUCCCAGAGUCAACCCAGAGAAGCACAGCCAGAGGAAGACCAGCUUGGCCCAGGCAGAGCACUGGGCAAGGACCCAAAAGGGGGAUGGCAGGAGCCUUCCUGCGGACCAGACGCUUCCUCGCCAGGGUCCCAGCCAGUCUCUGAACUUCCCAGAGCACUACCAGACCCUUCCCAGGAGCACACGACACCCCUCGGGGAGCUCCUCACCCCCUCCCCGGAACCUGCCGAGUGACUACAAGUAUGCCCAGGACCGAGCUAGCCACCUGAAGAUGUCCAGCGAGGAGCGCCGGGCACACCGCGACGGCACCGUGUGGCAGCUGUACGAGUGGCAGCAGCGGCAGCAGUUCCGGCACGGCAGUCCCACAGCGCCCGUCUGUGCCGGCUCCCCAGAGUCUACCGACCAGGGCCGGAGCCGAAGCAUGCUGGAGGUGCCCCGCUCCAUCUCUGUGCCCCCAUCUCCCUCUGACCUCCCUCCCACGGCACCGCCAAGGGCCUUCCCGCCUCGGCGUCCGCACACCCCAGCGGAGAGGGUCACAGUGAAACCACCCGACCAGAGGAGAAGUGUGGACAUCUCUCUGGGGGGUUCUCCCAGGAAGGCACGUGGCCACACCAUCAAGAACUCAUCUCACGUGGACCGGCGCUCCAUGCCCUCCAUGGGCUAUAUGACACACACUGUCAGUGCUCCCAGUUUACACGGCAAGUCGGCUGAUGAUACCUACCUCCAGCUGAAGAAAGACCUAGAAUACCUGGAUCUUAAGAUGACAGGCCGAGACCUUCUCAAGGAUCGAAGUCUGAAGCCUGUGAAGAUUGCUGAGAGUGACAUUGAUGUCAAAUUGAGCAUCUUCUGCGAACAAGACAGAAUCCUCCAGGACUUAGAAGACAAGAUCCGAGCUCUAAAGGAGAACAAAGACCAGCUGGAAUCCGUACUAGAGGUAUUACACAGACAGAUGGAGCAGUACCGAGACCAGCCUCAGCACCUGGAGAAGAUUUCCUACCAGCAGAAGCUGCUUCAGGAGGAUCUUGUCCACAUCCGAGCUGAGAUCUCCAGGGAAUCCACUGAAAUGGAAAAUGCCUGGAACGAGUACCUGAAGUUGGAGAGGGACGUGGAACAGCUGAAGCAAACCCUGCAGGAGCAACACAGAAGAGCCUUUUUCUUCCAGGAGAAAUCACAGAUCCAGAAGGAUCUAUGGAGGAUUGAAGACGUCCUUGCAGGCCUGAGUGCAAAUAAAGAGAACUACCGAGUCCUGGUGGAGUCCGUCAAAAACCCAGAGAGAAAAACGGUGCCUUUGUUUCCUCACUCACCUGUGCCUUCACUCUCAAUGUCUGAGAGCAAGCCGGCCCCGCAGCCCAGCCCUCCCGCCAGCCCUGUGAGGACCCCUUUGGAGGUUCGGCUCUUCCCACAGCUGCAGACCUAUGUGCCAUACCGACCUCACCCACCACAGCUGAGGAAAGUGAUGUCCCCGCUUCAGUCACCAACUAAAGCAAAGCCCCAAGAGGAAGACGAGGCACCUCCCAGGCCCCCACUCCCUGAGCUCUACAGUCCAGAAGACCAGCCCCCAGCUGUGCCACCUCUGCCGAGGGAGUCUACCAUCAUCCGCCACACUUCCGUGCGAGGGCUCAAGCGGCAGUCGGAUGAGAGGAAGCGGGACCGGGAGCUGGGGCAGUGUGUAAAUGGGGACUCAAAGGUGGAACUCCGGUCAUAUGUUAGUGAGCCUGAGUUGGCCACUCUCAGUGGGGACAUGUCUCAGCCCUCCCUGGGACUCGUGGGCACAGAGAGCAGGUACCAGACGCUACCAGGCAGAGGGCUCUCUGGGUCCACAUCAAGGCUCCAGCAGUCAUCUACUAUUGCUCCCUACGUCACGCUCCGGAGGGGUCUAAAUCCUGAAAACAGCAAGAGACCCAAGAGUGCCUUGGAGCGCCUGUACUCAGGGGACCACCAGCGGGGCAAGAUGAGCGCAGAGGAGCAGCUCGAGCGCAUGAAGAGGCACCAGAAGGCGCUCGUCCGGGAACGCAAGAGGACACUGAGUCAAGGAGAGCGGACAGGCCUGCCCUCAUCUCGCUACCUCAGCCAGAUGCUGCCUGGAGAUCUCGGCUCAUGGAAGCGAGAGCAGGACUUUGACCUGCAGUUGCUGGAACGGGCCAUGCAAGGGGAAAGAAAGGACGAGGAGAAUGGCUGGUUGAAAGUUCAGGCUGUGCCUGUCACAGAGUUGGACCUGGAACCUCAAGACUAUGACUUGGACAUCAGCAGAGAGCUCUCCAAACCUGAGAAGGUCUCCAUCCCCGAGCGCUAUGUGGAGCUGGAUCCGGAAGAACCACCCAGCCUUGAGGAGCUGCAAGCACGGUAUCGAAAAGCCGAAAAGAUUCGCAACAUCUUAGCUCGGUCAAGCAUGUGCAACCUGCAGCCAACAUCAGGUCAGGACCGAAAUAGCCUGGCCGACCUGGACUCACAACUUCAGGAGCAGGAACGCAUCAUCAACAUCUCCUAUGCCCUGGCCUCUGAGGCCUCCCAGCGCAGCAAGCAGGUGGCAGUGCAGCAGCUGGCCCUCCUCCCGCCUAAAGGCCCCCUGUCCUCCAGGACGGUGCCACCUUACCCCCCCUUAAGCAACGGACUCCACUACACCUUUGUCUAACACCUUCCAACCCAGGCAGUGACUGAUCCAUGACUGGCCCAGUGCGCAGAGGAGCCUGGAAUCGGGGGCCCACUGGCAUCAGCUUCCUCCCAGGAGAUCAGCUAUUCUUCCCCCUCAGAAAACGCUUCCAGCUAAGCAGGGGUCCUGGCUGGCAGAAGAAACAGCCCAACACGGGGCAUUGCUCACAGGGAUCGGUCCAACAUAUACCCACCUGUUUAGUUCAGACUCCUUUUUACAUGUGACAAAGGCACUUUUGACAUAGGCUGUAAAAUACUGACACUGUAUUUUAGAAUCAGAAUGUAUUUUAUAAUGUUCAUCUCAAGGGCUGAGUGGCUAGAAAGGUGAGGCUGCAGGAUUUUUUAGUUGUGCUUAUAGAUUCGGGUACUACUGGAAUAGCAGGUAGGGAUUGGAGGGAAAGCAGAGGCCAGUCCUAUUGCUAAUGAACUCAGGUGAAAAUUGGGCUUGAGAUUACAUCAGAUUUGUUGGCAUGUUGUCCAGGAAAAGAGGGGACCACGGCUAUAGAGCUCAGCAUCCCUGACGUGACAGCCCGCUGUGGGUGCAUCUCUACCAGGAUUGUGCAUGGAGCCAUUCUAUGCCUUGGACGUGGUUUAGGUUUAGGACAACACUGUUCAAGAGCUUUGGACUCCACAACUUCAGCAAAGUUUCCCUAAGCAAAGCACUCUUCUCAGAAAAAACAACAACAACAAAAUUGGCUUCAUUAGAAAACAUACAUCGAAGAUACACAGAAAAGGUAAGAAGAAGCAACUGUACUGUAUCAGAGCAAUAAACUCCACACUGGGUGGAGUCUACCUAAAGGUGCCUGACUGAAUGACGUCCCUCCAGACAGGAGAACUUCUGUUGUCUUCCCUGGAGAAAUCCAGGACAGCUUCCCUAGGCAUGGGUCUGUUGGGAAGAGAACAGGCAAAGCGCUUGUCACCAGGAGGGCCAAGAUGGCAAGACUUUGACUUGACUUUCAGCCCAAAUAAGGCGGCCACCAAGCCAGGCUAAGUGUUUCUGGUCCUUUAUUUAAGUUGUCUCAUGAUAUUCUUCAUAUAAGAAAUAAUGUUUAAAAAGGAAAAAAAAAUUACCUCUGUUGGGUGGAGCCACUCUUUAGAUGAAAAUUUGACUAAGCUCAGAAAAAAAAAAUCUUGAAUAUAUUUAGAAGUUACUAUUUUUAACUAACUCCAUAUGCUGCCAGUAUCAACUUCAUGACAUUUGCCAAAAUAAAAUUUUAUUUUUUGCCUUUAUAAGAUUUUGUUGGAAAAAGGAAAUGAAUAUUUUGCGAGAAAAAGCUAAUUUAAAUAAAAGUGUUAAUGGUUUGCAAAAAAAAAAAAAAAGUGAUACAUAGAUUAAAAUAUUAACCCGAUGUG